GCUGUGCCAGGGAGCAGCCAGAAGCUGAGGCAAGCAUCAGUUCCUGCAAGGGGGCCUAGUGCUAAAGCCUACAGCCAUGACCUGGAACCUGAAGGUGAAGACGCUGAGUGAAGAGUUCCUGGUGUCCCUGACUGACUCCACGACAGUGUCGGAACUAAAGAGGCAAAUUGCUCGGAAGACUGGCGUGGCAGCUUUCCAGCAGCGCCUGGCCAACCAAAGUGGCAAGGUGCUGCAAGACAGCGGUACUCUCAUCAGCCAGGGCCUGGUCCCUGGCAGCACAGUCAUGCUGUUGGUGCAGAAUUGCAACAACCCUCUGAGCAUCCUGGUGAAGAAUGACAGGGGCCGCAGCACCAUUUAUGAGGUCCGGCUGACACAGACAGUAGCAGAGCUUAAGAGGGAGGUGUCCCAGAAGGAGCAAGUACAGGAAGACCAAUUCUGGCUGAGCUUUGAGGGAAGACCCAUGGAGGACAGAGAGCCCCUGGGGGAGUACGGCCUAAAGCCCCAGUGCACAGUGCUCAUGAAUUUGCGCCUGCGGGGAGGGGAAUGCUAUGCCUAAGGCCUCUAUCCAGAGCCAAUGUUGGUAAUUAAAA
Microtus ochrogaster (prairie vole) is the source of this 590-nucleotide messenger RNA. It is a transcript of the gene Isg15, whose product is annotated as ISG15 ubiquitin like modifier. NCBI's taxonomy places the organism in Eukaryota, Metazoa, Chordata, Mammalia, Rodentia, Cricetidae. Gene Ontology annotation, molecular function: polyubiquitin modification-dependent protein binding. Gene Ontology annotation, cellular component: cytosol. Gene Ontology annotation, biological process: ubiquitin-dependent protein catabolic process. The record is from RefSeq and is a predicted model, not a curated record.